CGGUGUGCGGGCCGAGCUUCGAGGGGCUGAGCUUCGAUGGAGGACCACAUGACGGGGCGCAACAAGGAGAAGCGUUAUGAGUGCGACGUGUGCGGCAAGGCCUGGCAGCGGCCGAGCGACCUGGAGACCCACCGGCGGGUGCACACGGGAGAACGCCCCUUCGCCUGCUCCACCUGCGGCAAGAGCUUUUCCCAGUUGCCGAGGCUGCGGGUGCACCGGCUGGUGCACAGCAGCGAGCGGCCCUUCGCCUGCCCCGACUGCGGCAAAGGCUUCAAGUUGUCCACGGACCUGAAGAGGCACCGGCUCCUGCACACGGGGGAACGCCCCUACACCUGCAGCGACUGCGGCAAGGGCUUCACCGGCACCACCAGGCUGCUGGAGCACCAGCGUGUCCACACCGGCGAGCGGCCCUACACCUGCGCCCAGUGCGGCAAGGGCUUUACCUGCUCCUCCAGCCUGCUGUCCCACCAGCAGAUGCACGCCCGCGACCGGCCCUACCCCAGGCCCUUCACCUGCUCCGACUGUGGCAAGGGCUUCAUGAGGGCACAUGAGCUAAAGAUCCACCAGCGGGUGCACACGGGCGAGAAGCCCUAUGGCUGCUCCACAUGCGGCAAGAGCUUCACCCAGUCGUCAGGGCUGCGGGUGCACCUGCGGGUGCACAGCAGCGAGCGGCCCUUCACCUGCUCCGACUGCGGCAAAGGCUUCAAGUCGUCCACGAACCUGAAGGUGCACAGGCGCCUGCACACGGGGGAACGCCCCUACACCUGCGGCGACUGCGGCAAGGGUGACCGAGCGCGCGGGCGGGCGGGCGAGCGGCCGUUGGUGAAGAACCUUCUGGAAACGGCGGGAAACAACGGGCGGCAACGGCUGAGGGAGCGCGAGCGGGAGCGGCGACAGUUGGUGGCUGGGAUCCCGGCGGCCAUCUUGACUACUGUCCGGGUGGAGCUGGAGCGCGAGCGCGAGCGGCGACAGUUGGUGGCUGGGAUCCCGGCGGCCAUCUUGACUCCCGGCAGCCAGUCAUGA
This is a messenger RNA of Amblyraja radiata (thorny skate), 1023 nucleotides long. Its product is annotated as zinc finger protein 239-like. Gene Ontology annotation, cellular component: nucleus. Gene Ontology annotation, molecular function: RNA polymerase II transcription regulatory region sequence-specific DNA binding; DNA-binding transcription factor activity, RNA polymerase II-specific. Gene Ontology annotation, biological process: regulation of transcription by RNA polymerase II. NCBI's taxonomy places the organism in Eukaryota, Metazoa, Chordata, Chondrichthyes, Rajiformes, Rajidae. The transcript has 3 exons. The coding region runs from base 37 to 1023 and encodes 328 amino acids. The record is from RefSeq and is a predicted model, not a curated record.